AUGCGCUCUACUACCGCUCAUCAGCUUGAAAAAGAUGGGUCUCAUCCCAUCGCCAUUGUUGGUAUGGCAAUGCGACUACCAGGAGGUGUGCGAUCUGCUGCAGAUUUCUGGCAAUUGCUGAGUGAAGGACGUGACGGAAACUGCGUUGUCCCAGACUCGCGAUAUAGCGAACAGGGCUUCUAUUCUGAGUCGGGGGCCCAUUCAUUAAGAAUGCGACACGGUUACUACCUCCAAGAGGACUUGGAAACAUUAGACACCUCGUUCUUUGACAUGGAGGGACUCCAACCCUCCCGGAUGGAUCCACAGCAAAAGAUGCUCCUUCAGGUGGUGUGGGACUGUCUCGAAAACGCUGGACAAGUCGACUGGCACGGAAAACCAAUUGGGUGCUUUGUCGGUACGUAUGGAGGAGAUUGGGAAGAGAUGGAAUUCAGGGAUCCCCAAAAUGCACACAACUUCCAUAUGAUUGGGCAUGGAAAGUUUUCACUCGCAAAUGUGAUCUCUUAUGAAUUUCAUUUCAAUGGGCCCAGUAUGACGAUUGAGACUGGCUGUUCCUCUUCCCUUGUUGCUCUGAAUCAGGCCUGCCAGGCUCUCAUAAUGGGAGACUGCUCUACAGCCAUUGUUGCUGGAUCCAAUCUGAUAUUCACACCUACUGUUGGAAUGCAUGGGUCGGGUCUUAGCGUUUUCUCCCCAUCCGGUAUAUCAAAAUGCUUUGAUGCCUCCGCGGAUGGAUACGGAAGAGGCGAGGCCGUGAAUGCAGUUUGCAUCAAGCGGCUGGAUGAUGCCUUGCGGGAUGGAGACCAGAUUCGGGCUGUCAUUCGCUCUUCAAUGGUCAACCACGAUGGUCGAAGCCCUGGAAUCACCACACCUUCUGCCGAGGCACAGGAAAGGUUGAUACGGGAAACAUACAGACGAGCCCUGAUCAGUGAUCUCUCGCAGACUGCCUUCGUCGAGUGUCAUGGUACUGGUACUUUAGCUGGUGACCCGAUUGAAUGUUCUGCGAUAGCCAAGACCUUCCUCGGAGAAAUAUACAUUGGUUCGGUCAAAGCCAAUGUUGGUCACUCUGAAGGGGCAUCAGGACUCACGAGCCUUAUCAAGGCUGUCCUCGCUUUGGAGAAAAGGAUAAUACCGCCCAAUAUCCACUUCCAUGAACCAAAUCCGAGAAUUCCCUGGGAUAAUGGCCGCCUUCGUGUUCCCAAACGGCUUACUGCGUGGCCUCAGAAUCGAAAGGAGAGAAUCAGCGUCAGCAACUUUGGUAUUGGUGGCUCGAAUGCACAUGUAAUAAUUGAUUCGUCCUCUUCCUUCAUACCCACGGCUUUGGUAGAAAAUGGUGCAAGAGAGUCACGGCCUUUGCUGCUAGUGGUUUCUGCAAAAAGCCAGGAGGCCAUGUUGCGUCGAGAGCAAAGUUUGCUGAAGUACGUGACUUUGUAUCCGAAUCGUUUGGACGAUCUUGCAUAUACCCUCGGUGUUCGUCGAGAACAUCUGUCUCACAGGGGCUUCAUCACUACGGACGGUAUAGCGGCAGAGACGGAAAUCACCAAGCGUUCCAUUGCCAGUCGGGCCCCAAACUUGACAUAUGUCUUCACAGGCCAAGGUGCUCAGUGGGCCGGAAUGGGCAGAGGAUUAAUGAAAUGUUUCAAAGGCUUCUGUGACGAUAUACGAUCCCUGGAUGUUGUCUUGCAGAACUUGAAAAGACCUCCCUCGUGGAGUUUAGAAGUGACGCUUGCGGAGGCCGAUAUUGACCAGAUCAACACGCCUCAACUUUCUCAAACUUUGUGCUGUGCACUACAGAUCGCAUUGGUAAACCUCCUCGCAACAUGGGGAGUCGUACCCGCAGCAGUCAUCGGUCAUUCGAGUGGCGAGAUCGCAGCUUCAUAUGCCGCUGGAGCAAUUACGGCUGAGUCUGCGAUAGCUUUGAGCUACUAUCGUGGCCUGCUGGUAGAUGAAAUUGGCAAGUCUGGAGCAAUGGCUGCAAUUGGCCUCGGUCGCGCGCAAGUGGCAUCGUAUCUACAAGGCGGUGUUGUCAUAGCUUGCGACAAUAGCCCUAAUAGCGUCACUCUGUCCGGAGAGCCUCGUUCUAUGACAGCCGUGAGCAAGGUGUAUGAGACCAGCAUUCGACCAUACAUCAAGACUCAGAAGACAAUGAUUCCAAUGUACUCUAGCGUGACGGGACAAAUUAUCUUGGACCCGAAGCAGUUUAAUGCCAAAUAUUGGGCCCAGAAUCUUGUGUCACCCGUGCUCUUCUGGGGCGCUGCCGAGUCCAUUAUGGAAGAUCAGGCUAGAUCUCUGGCUCAUGAGAAGCAAGAAAUGUCAUAUUCAUCCUGCCUGAUUCGUGGACAAUGCCAGGCAAAAUCCCUCUUAACGGCAGCCGGAGAGCUAUUCCUUGGAGGUAUUCAACUGAACUUCGAGGUCAUCAAUGGCCCUGGAAAGGUUCUCACUGAUCUUGAUCCCUACCCUUGGCAAAAAGGAGAGCGUCAAUGGUCUGAGAGCCGAAUUACUCGAGAGUGGAGAUUCCGCAAGCACGCCCACCAUGAGCUCUUGGGUUCACGGGUUAUCGAAUCGACACAGCUUGAGCCCUCGUGGAGAAAUAUGCUCCAUAUUGAUGACGUUCCUUGGCUUUGGGACCAUCGUAUCGGAGGGUCGACAGUAUUUCCCUGUGCCGGUUAUAUCGUUAUGGCUGGUGAAGCUAUACGGCAGAUCACUGGGUGUGACAAAUAUCGCUUAAGAUGUCUUCGCCUCUCUAAAGCGUUGACACUGGACGAUCGUGGCCGAAUAGAAGUUUUUUCGUGCUUUAGACCAGCUCGUCUGACUGAGGAGUCUGGCUCGGGGUGGUACGAAUUCUCCAUUUCCAGCUUUAGAAGGGGCUCAUGGGUGAAGCAUUGCACAGGACAAGUGCGAAGCGAAGCAUCCUCGCCCACUUCGCGAGAUAUCAGAGGUCUUCCAAGAUCUGUAACUUCCCACUCAUGGUACGAGAAUCUAAAGGAGCGUGGGCUCGAGUAUGGGCCGAACUUCAGACUACUCCAGCACAUAUCAGCUCACCCAACACAACUAUCUGCGACCGCCAGCUUGCAGAGAGAUGGAUCUCUUGAUACGAUUGACGCUCCGACUAUUGAUCAGUGCUUGCAACUUGUCGCAGUCGCAAUGUCUAACGGUCUUCUUCGGAAGUGCGUCGCGAUGGGAAUGCCUGUGUACAUUCAGGAAGUCUUUGUCGGCAAGACAGGCCCGGACGUUUUUCUUGAAGCUUUCGCAACAGGGACAGCUCUGGGAGGGGCCUCUGGGGCUGCAUGUGCACAGUGGGGAGCAGAAGUGGGGGUAAAGCUUGAUGGUGUGGAGUUCAUGGGAUUCGAUGAAUCCUCUUCGGCAGAUGGUGAUCAAAAAUUGUGUUCAAAUCUCGCGUGGGCACCAGAUGUGGAUCUGGUACCAGAAGGGUCUCUUCUCGUGCCAUCUAGACCAGUGAUGUCUACUGCUGAUGAAACUUAUGCUCCUAGACAGCAGUUCUUUGACAUGUGCGUCAUUGAAACCGCACGACGAAUUGUUGAUUUGGAGCCGUUCUCAGAGCACCUGCGCAAGUAUCAACAUUGGAUGACGACAAAAUCAGCUGUGAUCCUCAAAAAUCUCCAAUCUAUUUUGUCAUCUAAGGAAAGCUCUUUCUUAAGAAUACCUAUUGAAGACUGGAUGAAAAUUCUGGCAGGCCUUAAGUGGCAGAUUGAGGAAACGAUGCCACUCAGCAGACAUUUCGCACAACUUUCUCUUCUUGUCGUGGAGAACUGCGUUGACAUCAUCCAGGGGAAGUGUCAACCUUUGGGUCUACUAAUGGAAAACGAUGGCUUAUCGCAGCUCUACAACACUGGUAACAGCAGAAAUUACGAGGAGUUCUUGAGGCUCCUUAGUCAUGCUCAACCCGAUCUUCGGAUUAUUGAAAUUGGAGCAGGCACUGGAGCGACGACAGCAAGAGCCCUGCAAUGCCUCCACCCUGACGGAAUGGAUCGUCAGUAUUCGCGCUAUGUGUUCACUGAUAUUUCCUCGGCCUUUUUCCGACCAGCAAUGGAAAGGUUCAAAGCACACGAGGCGCUUGAAUUUGCGGUGCUAGAUAUCAGCCAGCCUCCAGCCAAUCAAGAAGUUGAACUCGCAAGCUUUGAUCUAGUGAUUGCGUCCAAUGUACUACAUGCCACAUGCAGUAUACAAGAGACUUUAAAAAAUGUCAAGUCUCUCCUCAAGCCUGGUGGGCGUGUCUUGAUUGAAGAAAUUUGCUCUGAGGCCCAACCAAUAGACUUCAUUAUGGGUUUGCUCCCCGGGUGGUGGAUUGGUGAAGAAGACAACCGCGUCGAUGCUCCGUAUAUUUCGAUGGAUCGUUGGCGGAGCGAGCUACAAAAAGCCGGAUUUGAAAAUAUCCACUCGGCUCCAGGCGAAGCAGAAAUAUACAUGACCUCGAUACUCGCAUCUCUUCCUCCGCUACUGCAUAGCGAAAAGCAUACAGUCCAUCUUCUCUGCAAUUUGCAGAGACCAAAAUGGGCAAUCAAUGUUGCUGAGAGGAUAAUGGCUCUUGGUUUUCCCGUCCGUUGGUGCGACCUUUCAGAGCCACCUCCUGCCAAUGAAGACGUCAUUUCCUUCCUCGACGUUGAAGAGCCAUUAUUGCAUUCCUUGACGAGCACCCAACUUGCCCGACUUCAAGAAUAUCUCUCGUCAUGCAUAUCCACUCGUAUUCUGUGGCUGACCCGUAGCUCCCAGAUGACUUGUCCAAAUCCUCGUUAUGGGUUGACCCUGGGUUUCGCGCGAACAAUGCGGAUGGAAUAUGAGAUGGACUUUGACACUGUCGAGGUGGAAGAGUUGGAUAGAAUCUCGGAGACUGGCGUUGUUGAGAUCUACAAGAAGUUUCAACAGCGGCGUUUCCGAGCUGACACAACAAUGGAUCAUGAGUAUGCCAUCCAGGAUGGAGUGGUUCAUAUUCCAAGAUACCACUGGAGUAAUUUGUCUGAGAACCUACUCGAAGACCCUUCAACGGCAGGUCCAAAGACUCUCGCAGUCGAGCAACCUGGGAUUCUGGACUCUCUGAAGUGGAUUGAAAAUGAGUUGCCCACUCUAGAUAAGGACGCGGUGGAGAUUGAUGUGAAAUUCGCGGGCCUCAAUUUCCGAGACUUGAUGGUAAGCCUGGGAAUGUUGCAAGGCAAAACUGAUAUUGGACUGGAAGGAAGCGGUGUGGUUCGAAGCGUUGGAAGGGACGUUACACAUGUCAAGGAAGGAGAUCAGGUAGUAUUCCUUGCCUCGCCUGCUUUCAGUACCCGUGUCGUUGCGCCGGGUGCUCUUGUCGUCGCAAUACCCGCUGGGCUCCCUUUGGAUCAAUCAGCAACAAUUGGCUGCGCGUAUACUACCGCAGCGUACUGCUUGAUGAACGUGGGCCGACUGCAAAAAGAUCAGUCGGUGUUGAUUCACUCUGCCGCAGGCGGAGUAGGGAUCGCGUCUAUCAUGCUCUGUCAGAUGCUCGGUGUACAGAUAUACGCUACGGUCGGUAACCAAGAGAAGGCAAAGUAUCUCACUGAAACCUUCGGAAUCCGGACAGAGCAUAUUUUCGAUUCCCGGAGUACUUCCUUCGCGUCGAAUUUGCUGAGAAGAACUCGAGGCCGAGGUGUCGAUCUGGUCCUCAAUUCCCUGGCAGGAGACCUCUUGUUGGCAUCAUGGGAAUGUGUAGCUGAAGGAGGCAUGAUGGUGGAAAUAGGUAAACGCGACUUUAUGGGUCAUUCUAUGCUUCCCAUGGAUCGGUUCCUUGCGAAUAGAUCCUUUGUGGGAGUGGACAUUCUUUCCCUCGCCAAAUUGCGGCCCCAAGUCGUCCUAGAGUGUUUAAGAACCGUCUCAGCCCUUUUGGCCAAGAAGUCCAUUGCGCCUAUUCAGCCAAUGCGUGUCUUUGGAGCACGCCAAAUUACCGAGGCAUUUAAGUAUAUGCAAGAAGGCAAACACAUGGGAAAGAUCGUUGUCGAAAUGCCAGAUGAUGCCCACGAACUUCUAAAGUCCAAAACCCCGGCAAAAAUUUCCUUCUGUCAUGACGGUGCCUAUCUUUUGAUAGGUGGUCUGGGCGGACUAGGUCGUGCUGUGGCGCAAUGGAUGGUUGAAAAUGGCGCCAAACACUUGGUGUUCCUUUCACGCACUGCGGGAGCUGGUGAUAACGAUGCCAAGUUUGUCUACGACCUAGAGCUCCAAGGGUGUGAUUCCCUCUUGAUUCAGGGUGACGUCGCCAACCUGACGGAUGUCAAAAAAGCAGUCGCUGCCAGCUGCAAACCGGUGAAGGGUGUCAUCCAUAUGGCAAUGCUCAUGAAGGACUCCCCUUUCUUCAGCAUGACUCACGAACAGUGGGAAGAAGCAUUGCGUCCUAAGGUUGAGGGAGUGUGGAACCUGCACGAAGCGUUGCAGUCCCGCAGUCUCGACUUCUUCGUCAUGUUCAGCUCUGUCGCCGCAGCAGCUGGCUCUGCUGGGCAAGCAAACUAUGCAUCCGCCAACACUUUCCUUGGUGCAUUCGCACGUUAUCGCCAGUCUUUGGGUCUACCAGCAUCCGUCCUCGAUGUUGGUUGGAUCACCGACGUCGGGUAUGUUAGCCAGCGACCGGAGCUCUUGGACAUGAUGCGGUCUAAGAACUUUAUCCCUUUACGAGAGAGUCAUCUCCUGGCCGCGUUGCAAUUGCUCUUGUUCCCGCCCAAAAUGGUUGAUGGGAUGCCAUCGAAGUUUAGAGAUGAACACCACCUGUUGAUCGGAUUGGGUCUCUUGUGGUCACAGGCUUCGGGUGACAUGCGAUGCAAGGACGCCCGGUACCGACAUGACCUCGCGGUAGGAGUUGCACACCUCGAGCCACGUUCUUCGGGAGACAGUCCUAUCAAAGGUCUUGUUCACGCCGUAGAGGAGAAUCCUGAGAUCUUACAGCAUGCCCAUACUGUUGACCUUCUCACUAAGGAAAUGGCACUUUUGAUGGGGCCAUAUUCAGCUGCUGUUAAGAACGAAGAUUGGGCGGCCAUGGCUGAAAUAUCGGUCGACUCGCUUGUAGCUGUGGAGGCUCGGGCAUGGUUGAAGCGUAAUCUCGAAGUGGAGCUUGGCCUUGUCGACAUCGCAACGGCAGGCACUGUUCGGGGCGUUGUCUCUCUCACUAUGGCUGCGCUGAGCCAUAAAUACUCCGUGAAACGGUGA
This is a messenger RNA of Penicillium daleae, 7164 nucleotides long. Its product is annotated as type I polyketide synthase. The record is from RefSeq and is a predicted model, not a curated record. The transcript has 16 exons. NCBI's taxonomy places the organism in Eukaryota, Fungi, Ascomycota, Eurotiomycetes, Eurotiales, Aspergillaceae. Bases 1 to 7164 code for a protein of 2387 amino acids. Gene Ontology annotation, biological process: secondary metabolite biosynthetic process; fatty acid biosynthetic process. Gene Ontology annotation, molecular function: oxidoreductase activity; 3-oxoacyl-[acyl-carrier-protein] synthase activity; fatty acid synthase activity.